Molecule: messenger RNA, 2258 nt
Organism: Helicoverpa armigera (cotton bollworm)
Lineage: Eukaryota; Metazoa; Arthropoda; Insecta; Lepidoptera; Noctuidae
Product: sodium channel protein Nach
Exons: 10
Coding region: 236-1975 (579 amino acids)
Biological process (GO): sodium ion transmembrane transport
Cellular component (GO): plasma membrane
Molecular function (GO): ligand-gated sodium channel activity
Source: RefSeq, a predicted model, not a curated record
AUCAUAUUUAAUCGUUUUCCAAUCACAAAUACUGGCAAUACACGAGAAGAAUCGAUCAAUCACAGUAAUUAACUUCACAUCAAAGCUCGAUCUUAUCAUAAAAUAGAAUAUUUAAAAACGGUAUUUAAGUACUUUCCCACAGAGCUAGUUUUAAAAACGUUUCGGAAUUAUUGGCUUCACCUGGUUGAGCUUGUUCCAUUUAAAAUUGAUCGUUCGAACAGUUAAGCUGGUUAAAAUGGAUAGAAUUUCUCAAAAUUAUGAAUUUGAAUAUCGGCGUCGUUUGCGCAGGAAAGCUCCGGAGCCUGACAGACUUGAUAUACUAAAGGCGAGUAUAAAGACAGUCAGCAAAGAAUAUUGUGAGGAGUCGUCCAUAUGCGGACUGAAGCAUCUUGUGGACGAUAAUACUCCGUUCGUUGAAAGAAUCAUUUGGAUCGUAACAUUGGUGGUGGGUCUGAUCUGCUCCAUAUCGCUGGUGUGGCUGACGUUUGACAAGUACUACAGCGCGCCGCUGGUGACCACACAGUUGCCUGAGGGCACGCCGGUCAACAAGAUCAUAUUCCCAGCUGUCGGCAUUUGUACUAACAACAGGAUCAGUAAGCGAGCUGCCACCGAACUUGCCAGGAAAUUACUGAAAGCGGAGCGUAAUCAAAAUUACACAGAAGAGGAAAUGAUGUCCCUGCUGUAUGGACUAGGCCAACUUUAUGGGCUGGGUGCAGUCAACUUUUACAACGUGUCGCCUCUAGAGCUGCAUCACGCUUUAGGCGAAUAUGACGUGCAUGAACUCAUGCAGAGUUUAACGCCUCGGUGUGAAGAUCUCUUAGUUCGAUGCGUUUGGAACACGGAGCCGCGAAAAUGUCUAGAUUUGUUUGACUUUCGACUCACUAUGAACGGCUACUGCUGUACUUUUAACUACUUGCGACCACACGAUACUAUUUUUGAGAAUGUAACGAACAGUUCGCGGAAUACUGACAUGUACAGGUAUGGCAAUAAGUCUUUCUUCGACUUUGACCAAGGUCUGAAAGUUUUGUUGCGCCUCAACGAGAGUGACGAUUUCUUCUACAACAUACCUUUACAGGGAGCUCAGCUACAAUUUUCAGACGCAUAUGACUUUCCGGACUCGCCAAGUGGAAGUUUUGCUAUGCAAAUAAUAAGUCCUAAUGUACAGAUGUCAGUGAUGGUAACAGCCAGUUUAACAGAAGCGUCCCGUGACAUACAACACGUGCCUAUCAAGCUGAGAAAAUGUCGAUUCUAUGACGAAUCAUCAUAUCUCCCUUUCUACACUUACAGUGAUUGCAUGCUGAAAUGUAGAAUGCAUUUUCUGUUAGACAACUGCAAUUGCACGCCCUUUAAUAUGCUGAAGAUGACCAAUGCAAGGACGUGUAAUAUGAAGGAUGUGCCUUGUCUUAGAUCUUAUUACUCACAAUCGAUAGCCGUGCGCCCGAUCGUAGAUCACGUGCCGCCUGAGUUAGAGUUGGAUGCGGUCAACGGCGGGAUCGACUGCCCCAUGUGCAACCCCACAUGUUCCAAGACAGCUUACAGUUACGACUUCAACAAUGUCGUAAUAUACCCGGAGUAUCUCAACACAGUUCCCGACAGUGAACGGGAUGAAUGGCAGCAAGGCGUAAAUUUUACCGGAAUCUCGUUUGUUCACGUGAAGUACGCGAGGGACGUAGCCGACUGCUACGGACAGAAUGUUAUUAUGAAGUGGUUCGAUCUCAUCAGUAACAUCGGUUCCACCUGUGGCUUCAUUACCGGCUUCAGCUUCGUUUCGGUGUUGGAAUUCUUUUACUUUUUCACCGUGAAGUUGGUUCGAGAAGUUCGCUCGCGACAGCACCGAGUCAAGAAAGCUAAUAAAUUGGUAGUGGAACCCCAAAGACCACGACAUUUCGAGCCCAUUCGUCGAUACCGAUCAAUAUAUUGGAAUGAAAUUGCAGUGGGAUUAGAUUGGGAGAAAAACCGACAUAUCUUGUCAUAAUCAUAGGAUAUUGAAAUUAAGUUUACUGUGUAGGGAAUAGGGAUAUAGUCCAGUAUUAGAUUAAGAGUUUCUGUAUUGUCGUUUAGAAGCAUUGAAUAUUAGUGUAGCAUUCGAUAUAAGAUUUUAUCAACAUAAUGGUUGUAUAAAUCGAAUAAUUGAACACCUGUGUAGUUCUCAUUCUGAUUAUGAUCUUUAUGAAACUUGGAUUGGGCACCGUCGUACCUAAUUGCCAUUAUUUAUUUGUUCUGAUACAUGUAUGUUAUCGUUAAGCACGUAAACUGUU